AUGUCUAACGGUGAAACUAAUGAAAUCAGCUCUUUAUAUCCAGCAGCUCCACCAUAUAUCACCUUCUUCACGGACGAGAAUAUCAGCCAGCUAGCUGAAUACCAAAAAUCAGUAAAAAAAAAUGGAAACGGCAAUGGCAAUGGCAAUGGUGUGGAUGAGAUUACCUGUGCCCUGGACUAUCUGAUCCCACCGUCUAUGCCAUCAGGACUGCAGUACAGAGCGUUCGGCAGUGUAUGGCACGUGAAGGAUCAUCUCCCUGAUCUAGAGACUAUGGGAUUGACCCAGCUGUACAAGAAGCCUGAAGAUGCCACCGCUGCAGGCAGCACGAGUUACCAGUACAAAACUCAAGAACUCAAGAAACUGUUGAAAUCACUCCUUUUGAACUACUUGGAGCUUGUCGGUGUGUUAAGCAUCAACCCGGAAUUGUUUCAGCCGAAGGUGGAACACAUUAGAACCAUACUCGUCAAUACACAUCAUUUGCUGAAUGAAUACAGACCUCACCAAUCCAGAGAAUCUCUAAUCAUGCUUCUCGAGGAACAGGUGGAGUACAAGAAGAAAGAAAUUCAAACUAUAAAUCAAAUCUGUGCCGAGGUACGUGAUACGUUAGUCAAGAUACAAGAUUCGGCCGUAGAGACCACAGCGGAUUAA
Molecule: messenger RNA, 648 nt
Organism: Zygotorulaspora mrakii
Lineage: Eukaryota; Fungi; Ascomycota; Saccharomycetes; Saccharomycetales; Saccharomycetaceae
Gene: MED7
Product: mediator complex subunit MED7
Exons: 1
Coding region: 1-648 (215 amino acids)
Biological process (GO): regulation of transcription by RNA polymerase II
Cellular component (GO): mediator complex; core mediator complex
Molecular function (GO): transcription coregulator activity
Source: RefSeq, a predicted model, not a curated record